AUGGUGUCUGUACUUUCCUACAAUGACAUAGGUGGUGGGAGCAAAUGCGAAAGGUUCCUGGUACAAGACAACUUCGUGCUGGGAGCAGUUCACUGUAAUGGAAGAAAAAUAAGUGUCAUCCUGGGUGCUCACAAGAUCAGAAAAAUGGAAAACAGCCAGCAGGUCAUUCCUGUGCUCAAAUCCUUCCCUCACAACGAUAAUUCAAAGGUCAACGACAUCAGGCUACUGAAGCUGCAAAACAAGGCUCAACUCAAUUGGGCUGUGAAGACCAUCACUCUGCUGCAGAGCCAGGACUGGCUGAGGCCGGGGCAGGUGUGCAGUGUGGCAGGCUAUGGGAAACAGGCAAGUGGCAAAAAGGCAAACACACUCCAGGAGAUGGAUCUAGAAGUACAGAAUGAGCAGAAGUGCAAGGACCUCUUCAAAAACUACAACUCCAUCCAGCUGUGUGUGAGGAACCCUAACAACAAGAAGGCCACUACAAGCGGGGACUCCAGGGGCCGCCUCGUGUGUAACAACAUGGCCCAGGGCAUUGUCUCCUUUGGAAAAAGAAAUGGGAAACCUCCACAUAUCUUCACCAGGAUCUCAAGCUUUUUGCCCUGGAUAAAAAGCACAAUAGUUCAGGCAGCAGGGACCAGACUCAGGUGCCCCCAGGAUUGA
Equus caballus (horse) is the source of this 657-nucleotide messenger RNA. RefSeq names its product mast cell protease 8-like. Gene Ontology annotation, biological process: proteolysis. NCBI's taxonomy places the organism in Eukaryota, Metazoa, Chordata, Mammalia, Perissodactyla, Equidae. Gene Ontology annotation, molecular function: serine-type endopeptidase activity. Gene Ontology annotation, cellular component: cytoplasm; intracellular membrane-bounded organelle. The record is from RefSeq and is a predicted model, not a curated record.